Plasmodium relictum is the source of this 3258-nucleotide messenger RNA. Its product is annotated as conserved Plasmodium protein, unknown function. The record is from RefSeq and is a predicted model, not a curated record. The coding region runs from base 1 to 3258 and encodes 1085 amino acids. The transcript has 2 exons. NCBI's taxonomy places the organism in Eukaryota, Apicomplexa, Aconoidasida, Haemosporida, Plasmodiidae.
AUGGCAUCAUCACAAAUACGCCAAUUUGCUACUUUGAUAGAUCAGUUACCCUGUGAAGCUGAUGAUUUUAAUUUAAUGGAAAAGUUUGAAGAUUACAGUAAGUGCUUUGAAAAUUCUUUUCAUAAUAGCAAUUUAAAAAAUUCAAAUUCAUUUUUUCCAUUUAAUUCAAAUUUGAAUGAUUAUAUAAACAAUAUAUCUAGUUCUCAAUCGAAUUUAAAUUAUAAUAAUAUAAAUCAAAACGAUUCUUCAAAUUCUUCAUUUAAUGAAAAUGGAAAGAAAAAUUUAUUUUCAGAAAAUUCUAAUUCACAAAAAAAAAACAGUGAGCAUGAAAAUUUAAAAAAUUUUAAUGUGAGUUAUGUAAAUAAAAGUGAAUCUAAUUCAUGCACCAAUAACGAACCACCUAAAAAUAUUAAUAUAACAACUAAUUUUGAUGAAAAUAAUUUAAAUAUAAAUAAAAAUCAGAAUGAUACUAGCAAUGAUAAUAAUUCUAAUUCCUCAUUUUCUCUUGUUAAUGAUUUACAAAACUAUGAAAAAAACAAUUACAUGGAAAAAUUAAAGAAUGAAAUUGAAGACACAAUGUGCAAAUAUUUAACAAAUAAGAAAAAUUCUUUAUAUAAUAAUAAUUUUAGUGAAAUUAUUAAUCAUAAUAAUGAAUACCUGACAGAUGCAAAAUUUUCCAAUAAUAAUAAAAGUAAUGAUAAUAUUUCACUAUACAAUUUAAAUAAUCAUGUUAAUGAUGAGUCAAGUACAAAUAAAGGAGAAAAUAUUGUUUACAGGUAUAACAUUAAUACACCUUUAAAAAGUGUGAAUUAUAAUAAUAAAAAGAAUAAUGUGGAAAAUUUAAAAGCAAGUUCAUACAUAAAUAAUAAUGAAGAAAAUCGUGUAAAUGAACUAUUAUACGAGUAUAAAAAAAAUGUCAAUUCAGGAGAAAUAAAUAAGGAAAGUACAUCGAAUGUCUUGUAUAUGAGUGAAAACUUUGGAAAUAAUGAAGAAAAUAAUAUGAGCAUCAGUGACAACAAUUUAAAUAAUGAUAAAAUAAAUAAUAAUAGAAAAUUAUUAAAUAAGAAUAUAAAUUUAAAAUAUCCCCCUAAUGAAAAUUCAAUAACUUCUGAUUAUAGAGAACUUCAUAGCAUGUUAAAAAAAAAUGAUAAUUUUAAUAAAAAUAUCUUAUUAACCAAAAAGGCGAAAGUUAUUAAAUUAGAUUCAAAUAAAUCAUUAAUUAUAUUCCCAGUAAAUAUUCAUGAAUAUGGAGAAAAAUAUAUUGCUGUCAACCAAAAAGAUCUUCUUGAAUAUAUUUCAUCUUCAAUUGAAUUUGAUAAUGAAGAUAUUUCUUCAUUAAAAAUAAAAAUUUAUCAAAAAGAAAAAGAAUUGCAGAACAUUAAAGCUGCUUAUAGUAUGCAAACAACAAAUAUACAUUAUUUGAUUAAUAGGGUUAUAUUUAAGGAGUGUGAAUAUGAGCAAUUAAAACAUAAAAGUUUUACUUUAGAACAUGAGAUAAAUAAAUUAAUUCAAGAAAUUAAUUCACUUAUUAAUCAAAAUAAAGAAGGAAUAUAUAUGCAAAAGAUUUUUAUAGACUAUAAAUGCAUGUGUGUAUUAAAAUUACAAGAAUUGCAACCGUUGCUAGGUGCAUAUUACUUUGAUAUUUUUCAUUAUAUAACUUCAUGCAGAACAUUAGGACAAUUGAGUAUAUGGAUUCCUGCAUUUGAAAUAAAAAAUGACUCAUUAGAAUCUAUUGCUAAUCAUUUAAUAAAAAUUUUAUUAAAUGGAUUAGGUGCACCUUUUAAUACAUCCCCCCAAUAUUUUUUAUAUAACAAGCAUUUCCUAAAAAAAUCCAUAUCAAUGGAAUCAGAAGAUACAUUUUUAAAUAAUUUAGCAAAAAGAAAAAUUAUCGAUAAUUAUUUAGUAAAUAAUUUUAAUAGUUUUAAUACAACAAAGGAAAAUAAUUCACACCUAUCUAAUUGCCAAUCUUUAUCAAUGAAUAGUGAAUCUUCUUCUAUUAUGGGAACAGAAGAAUUAUUUUUUAAUUCUUCUAAAUUUCCCUCUAUGCAUUCGGUUAUUUUAAAGAAUAAUAAAAAUAAUAAAAAAAAAGAAAAAUUAUAUAAUGAACUUAAUAGGUCUAACACAACACAUGAACUCCUUUGUAUCUAUAAUGAAUCAUAUAACCACAAUGAUACUUUUAGUAGUAAAAAUAAUAGAGAAGCAUUUAUUUGUAAUAAUCAGAGUGAGCAAAAAUUCGAUAAUUUAAUAGCGGAUAAAGAAAAUAUUAAAAAGAGAAAAAAACCAAUAGUAGAUGAUGGAGAGAAAGAAAACGAAAAAAUUAUAUGCCCUAAUAAAGCAUUGAAAAAAAGGAACAUUGAAAAUGAUCAAGAAAAAAUAGAAAAAGAAGGAGAUUGUAAUGAAAUGAAUAAUAAAUUAAAGGAAACACAACAAUCAAAAGAAUAUUAUGAAGAAAUAAAGCUUAAAGAAAUACUGAAGGAGAAUCAAAUUUCAUUUGAAAAUCAAAUGGAAAAAAAUUUGGGUAGAGAAAAAAGUGAAAAUACAGAAAAAAAAAAAAAAAGCGAAAAAGAUAAUAAAAUAGAUGAAGUAAAUGACAUUUUGGAAAAUGAAAAUAAUAACGAAAACAAUAUUAAUGAGAUAUAUAAUAGUAUUAUAAAGAAAGAAAAAAAGGCAAAUAAAGAAAAAGAAAAAAGGAAAAGUAAAGAAUAUACUACUAUAGAUGAAAAAGAAACAAUUACAGAAAUCAAAAGUUUGGACGAAAUUAAUGCAGAAAAAAUAAUUAAUGGAAAAAAAAUAACAGAAAAAAAAUCCAAGAAAGAAGCAAAUAUAGAAAAAGACAUGAAUAAAAAAAAAAGUAUAGAAAUAGAAAUUGGGGAAAAAAAAAGUAUAGAACAUGAAUUAGGUAAAAAAAAAAAUAUAGAAUAUGAUAAAAUUAAAAGAAUUAAAAUAGAGCAAAUGGAAUUAGUAAAAAAAAGUACAGAACAGGAAUCAUUCAAAAAAAAUAAAAUAGAUCAACAGGAAUUAUUUAAAAAAAAAAAUACAGAAGAAAAAGAUAAAGAAAAGUACUAUGAAUCAAAAAAUAUUAAGGAAAAAGAAAAGCAAAAUGAAAGUUUAAAGGAUAAGUACAUAAAUAAAAAUAAUAAAAAAAGCAAUGAUUUUAACAAGCAGAAAAAUUUCAAAAAAGAGUUAGAUAAUAUAAUUGAAGAAAAAAAUGAAUCAAAAAAGAAAAAAAAAUGCAAAACUAAGCUAAAAAAAAAUUAA